AUGUUCUUCGUAACUCGAGCGGAGAACCUCAAAAAGCAAAGCCCUGAACUACAUAUACGUUAUUUAAUCCGUCAAUCCAUGGCAGAUGAGUCUAACGUGGAGCCAGAUGCGGCAGCUAUGGCUGCUGCCCCAAAAGCUCAUGUUCAAGCAGCUACUGUAGUUGUGAUAGCCACGCAACCAGCACCGUGCCCUUGUCCGCAUCCUCACGAGUCGAAGCCAGCUGUUAUAGUCGAAACGAAGCCUGCUCCCUGUCCAUGCUGCGUACACGGAGCCGCUUCAGCCGCAGCUGCAGCUCCAGCUCCAGCCAAAGCACCAGCCCAACCUCCGCCCCCACCUCCACCUCCACCAGCUUCGAAAAUUCCUCCAAAGGCUGCUGCAAAAUCACCGAAAAAAUCGGAUGGCGGAGGCGGGUUUGUUGAGGAGGUAGAACUGUGGAGAUAAAAAAGCAACUCGAAUAUCAAAUCCAGUAAUCUGCAUAAUAUUGAC
Messenger RNA from Cylicocyclus nassatus, 486 nucleotides. The record is from the annotation of a GenBank genome assembly. Lineage: Eukaryota; Metazoa; Nematoda; Chromadorea; Rhabditida; Strongylidae.